This is a messenger RNA of Carassius auratus (goldfish), 1757 nucleotides long. RefSeq names its product GTPase IMAP family member 8-like. NCBI's taxonomy places the organism in Eukaryota, Metazoa, Chordata, Actinopteri, Cypriniformes, Cyprinidae. Gene Ontology annotation, molecular function: GTP binding. The record is from RefSeq and is a predicted model, not a curated record. The transcript has 2 exons. The coding region runs from base 168 to 1757 and encodes 529 amino acids.
AAAAACUUUAAAGUCGUUUUUCUCAGUUUCACACUCUAGCGAGAUAAGGUAUUUUGCCUUUGUAGGGCAGAAUACAUACAUGCACUCAAACUGUUCUAUUUUGUCUCACACUAUGUUAAUGUUAUUUAUUCCUAGGUGGUGGGAUAAAAACAGGGGGAACAAACUUAAUGCCGAAAGUGUGCUUACAUUUGGUCAUGCUGGGAAGAACAGGAGCUGGAAAAAGUUCAACGGGAAACACAAUACUGGGACGAGAAGCUUUUAGUUCAGUGAAAAGCUACAAAUCUGUCACUCGAGAAAUUGCUGCAGAAGUUGGUGAAGUUUGUGGAUUUGCAGUCAUUGUUUAUGACACACCAGGAUUUUCUGGUACAGAGAGUGAGGAAGAACUUGGGCAAUAUAAAGAGGUCCUCCAGAACUGUAUAUCAGGCCUGUGUGUGUUUCUGCUGGUUCUCCAGGGAGACAGAUUCACUGAAGAAGACCAGCAAAUCGUGGAAAAGAUUGAGGAGCUGCUAGAAGAAAAACGCAUUGAAAACACCUGGAUUCUCUUCACCAGAGUAGAUCAGCUGGAUAAAGAAAACAAGACCAUAAAUAAAGUCAUUAAUGAGACAGAAAUCUUGAAGAAUCUUACUCAGAAAUAUGAGGGCAGAUUCCACGUGUUCAACAACAAGACAAAAGUUCCAAGUGACCAAGUGAAAUCUCUGAUAACGAAAGUUUUCCAGAGGGCCUUACAGAGAUUAAUAAUCUGUUUUAUUUUUUUAUUUUUUCAUACAGUUUCCAAAAAUCCUUGGCAAAGUAUUCCAGUCAAUAUCCAGGACAUCUCUGCUGACAGUCAGUCAUUCAGAAGGAUUGUGCUGCUGGGUAGAAGAGGUGUCGGGAAGAGUGCAGCUGGAAACACAAUACUGGGACAGGACGUGUUCAAAUCUACACGUGCCUCAAAUGCAGUAACCCGUGAAUGUACAGAGAAGCGCGCCACAGUUUCAGGCAGGAAAGUGUCUGUAGCUGAUACACCUCCAUUCUUUGGCACAGAGAUGAAUACAAAGCAGUUAAUGACAGAGAUAGCCAAAAGCAUGUAUUUAUCCAGUCCUGGACCACACGCUUUUCUCAUUGUGUUUAAUGUGAAUAUGAAAAUCACUGAACAGGAGCAGAAGAUUCCUCAGAUGAUUGAAACGAUGUUUGGAGAGGGAGUGUUGAAAUACUCCAUCAUUCUCUUCACUCACGGAGAUCUGCUGAGAGGAGAAUCCAUGGAGCAAGCCAUUGAGAAAAACAAUGCAUUAAGACGUCUAGUUGAUCAGUGUGGAGGCAGAUAUCACGUCUUCAACAAUAAAGAUCAGAAUAACAGAAAACAGGUCUAUGACCUACAGCAGAAGUCUAACACAAUGAUAGAACAGAAUGGAGGAGGACACUACAGAAGUCAGGUGUACGAAGAUGCUCACAGAUUUAAACAAGAGGAAAUAGAGAGGACACUGCGAGAUGAGGAGUUGAGACAGAGAGAGGAAGAGGGGAGAAAACCACAAGUGAAUUCUUUUCGCAGUGUUUUAAUUGCGACUGCUGUCUGUGCUGGAGCUGUUGUUGCUGCCAUUGCUGGUGCUGCUCUUGCUGGAGUUCCUGGUGUUACAGCUGCUGUUGGAGCCAUUGUUGGAUCUGCUGCUGCUGCUGGAGCUUUUGAUGGUGUAGCCGUUUGGACAAAGAGGAGGCAGAGAGAGGAAGAGGAGAGAAAACAAGAGGAGGAAAAUGAAGAAGAGUGGGACUUAAUAGAAUGA